GUAGGGCGUUUCACUCGUGGGACAGGCAGCCUGUACGGCAAAAGGACGGCUGCCAACUAACUUGCCUGUGGGUCUCCCGAUGGCUGCACUGUCCCCCCAAGGGGGUCUCGGCAUCCUGCAGCGGGCGAGCCGAGGGGCAGGACGGGCACGGAGCGGCGACGCUGGGAGCUCAGCCUCAGCCCGUGCAUCAGGGCACCACAGCUCUGCAGACCUCGUGCCACCGCACGUGCACUGAAAUAACACCUGGGAGCUGAGCGUUGCCCCGCUUUUACGCUGCCGCUUUGUUCGGCAGCUGGGAUUUUCUGCGAAAACAGAUAGAAAGUAAAAGUGUUCCUGCUUCACAACAGCUGAUGUGGUGACGAGAUUACAUUCCCGCGGGGAGGAGUUUUCGGGGAGGAGGGCUCUGUGCUGCUCAUAAAUCUCUCGCCCCGAGAUUGCUGCUGUCCCGUCUGCCUGCGAACUCGCUGGUGAAGGGCAUCUCUCCUGGUCCUCUCGAGAAAGCAGCAUGGCUGACACGUUCAUCAGGAACUGUAUCAGGGAUGACAAAGUAACCCUGUUCAUAAAGUCAGGCUGCUCUUACAGCAGGAAUGCCCUGGACCUGCUCAAGAGUUUUACCUUCGUACCCGGAGGCCUGCAAGUUGUGGACAUUACUGCGAGGGAGGACGUCCAGAACUACUUCAAGCAAAGAAUGGGGCAAACAAGCACCCCGCACGUGUUCAUUGGGAAACACUGCGUCGGAGGAUUUUCCGACCUGCAGAGCGUGUGCUGUGACCUCCCCAGAAUGCUGCGGCAGAUCGGCGCCCUGCGCUAGAUGAAGGGAGAAGGAUGACCGUGAGCUGCGGCCUCCCCACUGUGAAACGCGCGCUUCUCGGAGCAAAUUCCUUGCUACUGCCUCUCGCGAGAUGAAAUGCAGCUCUUUGGCCAAUGCAGCUUCUUUUCCUCUCCUUGGUCAAUGCUCCGACACGUUAACAGCUCCGCACCUUUUCUGCAGCUCUGGGAAGAC
Grus americana (Whooping crane) is the source of this 1003-nucleotide messenger RNA. RefSeq names its product glutaredoxin-1-like. Lineage: Eukaryota; Metazoa; Chordata; Aves; Gruiformes; Gruidae. The record is from RefSeq and is a predicted model, not a curated record. The coding region runs from base 506 to 811 and encodes 101 amino acids. The transcript is spliced from 3 exons.